UAUAUAAUAUUAUAAUAUAUCAACUCAUUAAUUAAUUUUAAAUAAUUGUCAAAUAUUAAAGUUAAACGUCAGAGUAAAUAUGUUAACAAAGUUAUGUAUCAGUAGACUAAACAGUCCGAAAAGUAUAAAUAGAUUAUUAUUAGAAAAAAAUUAUGCAAGUAUCGGGACUUGUCCGGUACAAAAUGAUGAAGUAUCAUGGGAAGAAGCAAAACCGUAUCAUGAAAUUCCUGGUCCUAAAUCUUAUCCCAUUUUUGGGAAUUUAUUAAAAUUUUUACCUUACAUAGGUGAAUACGGAAAUUUGCCGCUGUACGAACAAAUGAAAUUACUGAACAAACAGUACGGGAAGAUUGUAAAACUAGAAGGAGUGUUCGGGAGGAGACCCUCGGUAUUUCUGUACGACCCAGAACAAUGUGAAAAAAUGUACCGUGUAGAGGGAGCCUGGCCGCUGAGAAUAGCGAUUGAAACAAUGUGUACAUACCGAGAGAGAAACUCAAAAGUUUACAAAGGAAAAUUGGGACUUGUCGGCAGCCAAGGUAAAGCCUGGCACGAGUUUAGGAAAAACGUGAAUCAACAUAUGAUGCAGCCGAGAAGCAUCAAGCCCCACGUGGCACAAGUCGACCAAGUUGCCAACGACUUUAUCACGAGAAUACGAAAACUUCGAGAUGUAAAAAGUUUUAAACUACCGGCAACAUUCAACAACGAAAUGAAUAAGUGGGCUCUCGAGUCUAUAUGUAUGAUUGCGAUGGAUCAUCGUUUAGGAAGUUUCGAGGACGGGUUAACAGCCGACUCAGAGCCACAGAGAAUGAUUGAUGCAGUUCACAACAUGUUUGAGCUCUUUUACCAGCUUGAAAUUUUGCCCUCGUUGUGGAAAAUUUAUGACACGCCGAAACUCAAGAAGUUGUUUCAAACACUAGAUGUUAUUACCAGUAUUGCUUCGAAGCAUAUAGACGAUGCUAAACUAAAGUUUGCCAAGUACCCAAAGAGCAAUACAAACGAACGAAGCGUCCUGGAAAGUUUAUUGAGUAUCGACGAACAAACUGCUUAUAUUAUGGCACUCGAUAUGUUAACUGCUGGAAUUGACACGACUGGAAAUGCUACGGGUUUAUUAUUGUAUCAUAUCUCGAUAAACCCUCGAGUACAGGAAAAGCUAAGAGAGGAAACAUUAAAUUUACUGCCCGAUAAAACAUCCCCUGUAACAUUUGAUGUUCUUAAUAACAUUCCCUACCUCAAGGCGUGUAUCAAAGAGUCGCUUCGAUUAGCACCGAUCGCUAUUGGCAAUUUACGAACAAUGCGUACCGAUGUUGUUCUGGCUGGAUACAAAAUUCCUAAACAAACUGAUGUUGUAGCGUGUCACAGUGUACUUUCAAUGGAUCCUGAGCAUUUUCCUCGGCCAGAAGAGUUUUUACCAGAAAGAUGGCUGAGAAAUAGCAAUAAUACAGAUGUAAAAGCCAGUAAAAAGGCGCAUCCGUUUGCUUACAUGCCAUUUGGGUUUGGCCCGCGUACGUGUAUUGGAAGACGAUUCGGUGAAUUAGAAAUGGAAACCCUAACGCUUAAGAUGUUGCAGAACUUUAAAAUUGAAUGGCCUUCUAACGAGCCUUUAAAAAUAAAAAGCCGGUUUAUAAAUACAAUGGAUUCGCCUUUGCAAUUAAAAUUAAUUGAUAUUUAAGAGGAUGAUAAGUUAAAAAAGUUUAACUCCCGUAGUAUAAAUAAUUUACAAGAUAAGAUAAGUCUAAAUAAAUUGUAUAUUUUUAUGAAAAUAAUUUAUCUGAUAAAAUAUUGAAUUGUGCAAUGUACAAAGUUCAACAACUA
This is a messenger RNA of Cotesia glomerata, 1809 nucleotides long. RefSeq names its product cytochrome P450 CYP12A2-like. The transcript has 8 exons. Lineage: Eukaryota; Metazoa; Arthropoda; Insecta; Hymenoptera; Braconidae. Bases 80 to 1666 code for a protein of 528 amino acids. The record is from RefSeq and is a predicted model, not a curated record. Gene Ontology annotation, molecular function: heme binding; oxidoreductase activity, acting on paired donors, with incorporation or reduction of molecular oxygen; monooxygenase activity.